AUGAGUGAGGGUUGGAACACAAUUGAAUCCGAUGCGGGUGUCUUCACCUCGCUGAUAGAGAAUCUGGGCGUCAAGGACAUUCAGUUCGAAGAGCUCCUCACUCUAGACCCUGCGGAGCUGCUUGCGCUGCAGCCGGUGCACGGCGUCAUCUUUCUCUUCAAAUACCCGACCGACAAACCCUACGCCACGCCGGACGGCCCUCUCGACGGUAUUUUUGACCACGCCGCGUCAGAAAAGCUCUUCUUUGCGGCGCAGACGAUACAGAACGCGUGCGCCACGCAGGCGGUGCUUAGCGUGCUGCUGAACCAGACCGGGUCCGGCACCGUUGAUACCUCCUCGGACGCCGGCCGCAGCAGCAACAACAACGUCGACAUUGGCGAAAAGCUGCGCGACUUUCGCGAAUUCUCCAUAGUACUGCCGCCCGAGUUCCGCGGCGAGGCGCUCAGUAAUUCGGACCUGAUCCGCGAGGCGCACAACAGCUUCGCGCGCAGCAACCCCUUUGUCGACGAGACGCAACGCGACCCUCACGCCGAGGCCGAGGACGCCUUCCACUUUGUCGCCUACACGCCCGUCGACGGCACGCUGUACGAGCUCGACGGCCUGCAGCCCGCGCCCAUUUCCCACGGCACCUGCAGCGGCGACGACUUUCCCGCGCGCGUCGUCGACGUGCUGCGGCACCGCAUCGCGCGCUACGAGGCGUCGGAGAUUCGCUUCAACCUGCUGGCUAUGUGCCGCGACCUGCGUGUGCGCGCGCGUGCGUAUGGUGAUGCCGAGCUGUUAGAGCGCGAGGAGCGCAAGCGCCGCGAGUGGCGCUUCGAGAACGCGCUCCGUAGGCACAACUUUGUGGGCUUCGCGGGCGAGGUACUCAAGGGGGUGGCGACGGAUCGGUUACGCGCGGGUGGCGACGAGGGCAUUGAGGCGUGGGUAAAUGGGAGUCUGGAGAGGAGAAGGGUGACGGAGAAGGCGUUGCGAGGCAGGGGAGGAGCUGGGGAUGUUGACAUGGAGUAG
Molecule: messenger RNA, 1008 nt
Organism: Beauveria bassiana ARSEF 2860
Lineage: Eukaryota; Fungi; Ascomycota; Sordariomycetes; Hypocreales; Cordycipitaceae
Product: 26S proteasome-associated ubiquitin carboxyl-terminal hydrolase
Exons: 3
Coding region: 1-1008 (335 amino acids)
Biological process (GO): ubiquitin-dependent protein catabolic process; protein deubiquitination
Cellular component (GO): cytoplasm
Molecular function (GO): cysteine-type deubiquitinase activity
Source: RefSeq, a predicted model, not a curated record